AUGAUUGGGUGGGGUAAAAAAGCGCAAGCGAUUUUCAUUGUGCUGACCUUUAUCGUGCUACAAGUGGUUUACAAGAAUUGGUUAGUUGAUGAUGAUAUAUCGCUAAUUGAUGAGCCAGGUCUCAGUCUCAUGCGAAGAUCAAAGGUAGAAAAACAAUAUAACGCAGAUGCAAGUCUUUUUCGGCCCUUUUUAGACAGAAUUAAUGACUAUUGGAUCACCAAAGGUGAGACAGAGAUCAAAAACCACGGGAGUAUCAAAUUGUCGUCUAGAGGCCGAGUGGGCCAAUAUGGGAUUUUAAUGUCGAAUGGUAAGGGAGAUAACACGCUUGACGAUUUCGAAAUGGUUAUCAAGUUUGCUAUAUACAAUAAUGUGGGUGAGAGAUCAUCGUCGUCGUCGUUGUCGGCUCCUCCUCUCAUGGGUGACGGGAUGGCCGUCGUAAUAACGCCGGAAAAUGGGUUUGCGAAACAAAAAAUGAUGUCCUCGUAUGCCAAAAAGCAGUAUGAACAUAGUUCGGGCGGCGUGUUAGAGAAUAAUCACGAUCUGAUGGGGUUCCCGAAAAAUUUGGCAGGCUUGGCAAUAGUGCUUGAUACGUACCGCAAUGAUAAACGGACCCGGAUAAAGGCUCCCUUGUUGCAUAUGCAGCUGAAUUUGGAUCCACAGAAGCACUCUUAUAGUUUGGAAACGGAUGGCCGUAUGAGCACCGGCCAUUCUUUGUGUGGACCUUUGAAACUGAAAAAAUCGGUCAUGUUGGGAUACGAGACAAGUCUCAGGGUCAUUUAUUUGGAAACAAUCGGAUUUCUCAAAGUUGACAUCGAUUACGGUGGUAAAGGCAACUGGGUAGAGCUUUUCCAGCGGGAUUCAGGUUUCUUUUUACCCAAAAACAAAAAAACGGGACAGCGGUUUAUCGGGAUUGGCGCGCUGAACGGUCAACUCACUCAAACUGUGGAAGUAAAAGGUAUUGAGACUCACGAAUUUCAUUUGAAAGCAAACCAGGAGGGCCAACAGACGGAAGAAAAUUUCGACUACGCUAAGGAGUUGCAACUUUUACUGGCUACUGAAUUUCAAGAGCACGUACGUAUGAGCGAAAGCGAAUUCGACAAAUGGAGAUCCGAAAAGGCGUCAGAGAAGAUCACGACUGACAAUGGAUCUCACGGUUUGAAUCCAUCUCCAAACAAAAAAAGAUUCUUGUGA
Molecule: messenger RNA, 1191 nt
Organism: Lachancea mirantina
Lineage: Eukaryota; Fungi; Ascomycota; Saccharomycetes; Saccharomycetales; Saccharomycetaceae
Source: the annotation of a GenBank genome assembly